CCGAGAUUUUGAAAUUUUUCUCGUAAAGUCGCCAAUGUGAAGAUCAUUUGUAUCAACUGAGCAUCGGACUGGCAGUAAUGAGCACUUGAUUCAACUGCCGUUUUGCAGCACGAGAUAGCUCUUUUCGUGAGCCCGUGAGCUGCAUCUGCCACCCGGCAUUGAGCCCCCCUCUUCCCCGAAGUCAUCCGCAAUCCCGCCAGUAAGCGCGAGUCCGCCUCUGUACGACUUCAAACCAACAGAAUGGCUGCCGUUCAGCACCAGCCCGCCACGGCGAAGGUCGUCGACGCCAGUGACGACGGGUUCAUGUGCCUGGAGCUCAAGGAUGGCUCGUCCUAUCAGGGCUAUAGUUUUGGUGCUAAGAAGAGCAUCGCUGGAGAGUUGGUCUUCCAGACUGGCAUGGUGGGGUACCCUGAGAGUGUGACCGACCCUUCAUACCGCGGCCAGAUCCUUGUCAUCACGUUUCCUCUUGUAGGCAACUAUGGCGUUCCAUCUCGAGAAAAGACCGACAAGCUACUAGGGGACCUGCCCGAAUACUUCGAGUCAAACGAAAUUCACAUCGCCGGUCUCGUGACAGCCUCAUACUCAGGCGAGGAUUAUUCCCACUACCUCGCCUCGUCCUCCCUAGGAACCUGGUUGAAAGAGCAGGGAAUACCGGCCAUAUAUGGUGUCGACACCAGGGCCUUGACAAAACGGAUCAGAGAGAAGGGAAGCAUGCUAGGUCGCCUCCUUCUGGAGAAACGCGACUUAAGCAACGGGGCUACUAAUGCUGUCCAAGGAAACACCGUCCCCACCGCUGAGCAUUGGAAGUCAUCUUAUGAACAAGUGGACUGGGUCAACCCUAACGAGAAGAAUCUUGUUGCCGAGGUCUCCAUCAAAACCCCCAAGUUGUACCAGCCCAGCCCAGAAACAGCGUUGAAACACGCUUCUGGGCGCACCGUCCGAGUUCUCUGUCUGGAUGUCGGAAUGAAAUAUAACCAGCUACGAUGUUUCUUGAAACGCGGCGUUGAGGUCCUCGUAUGUCCCUGGGAUUACGACUUCUCCACGGAUGCCGGAAAAGAAUAUGAUGGCCUCUUCAUCUCUAACGGACCUGGUGAUCCGGCUGUCAUGCAAGAGACAGUCAAGCAUAUUUCUGCCACCAUGAAAGCCAAUCAAACACCUGUCUUCGGAAUCUGUCUUGGACAUCAGCUGCUUGCGCGUGCAGCUGGGGCUGCAACCGAGAAGAUGAAGUUCGGUAACCGUGGGCAUAACAUUCCCUGCACGAGUAUGGUCACCGGAAAGUGUCACAUUACUUCGCAAAAUCACGAAUGGAAAGAGCUGUUUGUUAACGCCAACGACGGCAGCAAUGAGGGCAUCAUGCAUGUCAGCAAGCCUUAUUUCAGUGUCCAGUUCCAUCCUGAGAGCACUCCGGGGCCCCGAGACACCGAGUUUCUUUUCGAUGACCCGAAGCUUCUCAACGCCCCGAAGCUGCAUCCGAGAGUCAAUGUCAAAAAGAUUCUUGUACUUGGAAGCGGAGGUCUCAGCAUUGGGCAAGCAGGCGAGUUCGACUACUCUGGAAGUCAAGCUAUCAAAGCUCUGAAAGAGGAGGGCAUUUACACAACGUCCAAGGCUGAAUUUGUUCGCAAAGUCAUCGUUUACGAGCGUCCGGAUGCGAUAUACGUUACGUUUGGCGGCCAGACGGCCUUGCAACUCGGAGUCAAGGUCCUUGGCACCCCUAUCGACACCAUCAUCACCACCGAAGACCGUGAACUCUUCGCUCGAAGCAUGGAAUCGAUCAAUGAGAAGUGCGCCAAAUCAGCUUCCGCCAGUAGUGUCGACGAGGCUAUGGAAGUCGUCAAGGACAUCGGGUUUCCCGUUAUUGUCAGAGCUGCUUACGCUCUUGGUGGUCUUGGAAGUGGCUUCGCCAAUAACGAGCCCGAUCCCCAGAUCGAGUAUGAGGUGGUGCGAGAUGCCCAAGACAACUGUAUUACCGUCUGCAACAUGGAAAACUUCGAUCCUCUUGGUAUCCACACAGGCGACUCCAUCGUUGUUGCACCGUCCCAAACGCUUUCGGAUGAGGACUACAACAUGUUGCGAACUACCGCAGUCAACGUCAUCCGCCACCUCGGAGUUGUUGGCGAGUGUAAUAUUCAAUAUGCGUUGAACCCAGACUCGAAGGAAUACUGCAUCAUUGAAGUCAACGCUAGAUUAUCUCGGUCGUCCGCCCUCGCAUCAAAGGCGACAGGCUACCCUCUGGCAUUCAUAGCCGCUAAGUUGGGUCUCGGCAUCCCUCUCAAGGACAUCAAAAACUCGCCAUCUCUUGAUUAUGUGGUCGUCAAGAUGCCCAGGUGGGAUCUGAAAAAGUUUACUAGGAGUGUGGGCGAAGUUAUGAGCAUCGGCCGAAGCUUCGAGGAAGCGAUCCAGAAGGCGAUUCGUGCUAUUGACUUCCACAAUCUUGGGUUUGGAGAGACGCCGGCGCUGAUGUCCAUCGAUGACGAGCUGCAAACCCCGUCGGACCAACGCCUCUUUGCCAUUGCCAACGCCAUGCACACUGGAUACUCGGUUGACAAGAUCUGGGAAAUGACCAAAAUUGAUAAGUGGUUCCUGCACAAACUGAUGGGAUUGAGCACCUUUGCCAAAUCUAUGGCCGAAUAUGACACUAGCUCCAUUGCAAAACGCCCUGAUGUGCUUCGUCAGGCAAAGCGUCUUGGAUUCUCUGAUCGCCAACUGGCCAAGUUCUGGGAUUCCAACGAGCUUGCUGUCAGAAGAAUGCGACUCGAGGCUGGUAUCACGCCGUUCGUGAAGCAGAUCGAUACCGUUGCGGCGGAGUUCCCUGCUUACACCAAUUACCUUUACCUUACAUACAAUGCAUCGGAACACGACAUGACCUUCAAUGACCACGGUGUCAUGGUUCUUGGAUCCGGUGUCUAUCGUAUCGGUUCCUCUGUGGAAUUCGAUUGGUGCUCCGUAAGAGCCAUUCGCACGCUCCGGCAGCUCAAAUUCAAGACGGUCAUGGUCAACUACAACCCCGAAACCGUCAGCACAGACUACGAUGAAGCAGACCGCCUGUACUUUGAGAACAUUAACCUGGAGACGGUCCUCGAUAUUUACCAAAUGGAAUCUUCGAGCGGUGUUCUGGGCGCCAUGGGUGGUCAGACACCCAACAACAUCGCGCUGCCGCUGUCACGUUCCGGUGUCAAGGUACUAGGCACGUCUCCGGAGAACAUUGAUAAUGCCGAGAACCGAUACAAGUUCUCACGAAUGCUCGACAAGAUUGGCGUGGACCAGCCGACCUGGAAGGAACUUACGAGCUUUGCAGAGGCUAAGUCGUUCUGUGCCACGGUUACAUAUCCUGUACUUGUUCGACCUUCCUACGUUCUUUCUGGUGCUGCCAUGAAUACAGUCUACUCGGAGGCGGAUCUCGAAUCCUACCUUGACCAAGCUGCCGAGGUUUCUCGUGAACAUCCCGUUGUCAUUACGAAAUACAUUGAGAACGCCAAGGAGAUUGAAAUGGAUGCCGUGGCAAAAGAUGGCAAGGUCGUUGGCCACUUCAUUUCUGAGCAUGUCGAAAACGCUGGUGUUCAUUCAGGCGAUGCCACUUUGAUCCUGCCACCCCAAGAUUUGGAAAAGACAACCAUCCAGCGCAUUGAGGAAGCAACGCAGAAGAUCGGUCUUGCUCUGAAUGUUACAGGUCCAUUCAACAUUCAAUUCAUCGCUAAAGACAACGACAUCAAGGUCAUUGAAUGCAACGUGCGAGCGUCGCGUUCAUUCCCCUUCGUGUCCAAGGUAAUGGGGGUAGAUCUCAUUGAGAUGGCCACCAAGGCCAUCAUGAACGCGCCAUUUGCGGAGCACCCCCCUACCAACAUUGCUCCGGACUGUGUGGGAGUCAAAGUCCCGCAGUUCAGUUUCUCUCGUCUUUCCGGAGCUGACCCCGUACUGGGUGUGGAAAUGGCCUCCACCGGAGAGGUCGCUUGUUUCGGUAGCGACAAGUACGAGGCCUAUUUGAAGGCUUUGAUAUCGACAGGCUUCAAGAUCCCCAAGAGCAACAUCCUGCUCUCCAUUGGCUCCUUCAAGGAUAAGAAGGAGAUGUUGCCAUCAGUUGCCAAGUUGCAGCGAAUGGGCUACAAGCUGUUCGCUACUGCGGGUACUGCCGAUUUCCUCCAGGAGCAUGGUAUCCCCGUCCAGUAUCUCGAAGUUCUCGGGAAAGAGGAAGACGACGACCAAAGAUCCGAGUACUCGCUGACGCAGCAUCUUGCUAAGAACAUGAUUAAUCUCUACAUCAAUCUGCCAUCCAACAACAAGUACCGCCGUCCUGCCAACUACAUGAGCAAGGGAUACCAAACGCGGCGAAUGGCCGUAGACUACCAGAUCCCUCUUGUUACCAAUGUCAAGAAUGCCAAGAUUCUUGUGGAAGCUAUCGCAAGACACUUUGACCUUGACAUUGGGAACCGCGACUUCCAAACGAGUCAUCGCACUGUCGUGCUGCCGGGUCUCAUCAACAUCGCUGCCUUUGUACCCGGAAUCAUCUCCCAGAGCAGUAAUGAUCUCCAGACUAUCACCAAGACCUCAAUCGCUUCAGGCUUCAGCAUGGUGCGCAUCAUGCCGAUGGGCAUUGAGGGUUCCAUCACAGAUGCCAAGACAUUGAAGCUUGCACAGCAAAACAGCAAGCGUGGCGGAUAUUGUGAUUACAACUUCUUGGGCUCUUUGUUCAUCCCAUUCAACCAUUUGUCAGACAACAUCAACAAGGUGGCGGCGGUCACGACGCAUUUCGACUCGUGGCCGACGCACAAGCCCAUCCUGACGGACGCGAAAACCACCGAUCUCGCCUCCAUCUUGUUGUUGGCUAGCCUUCACAGUAGGCGCAUCCAUGUCACUAGUGUGACAACCAAGGAAGACAUUCGCAUAAUUGCCCUGAGCAAGGAGAAGGGUCUUAACGUAACCUGCGAUGUCUCCAUCUACUCACUCUACCUGACACGGAAGGAUUAUCCCGACUGUCUUGGCUUGCCGACUCCUGAAGACCAACAGGCUCUAUGGGAUCAUCUUGCCACGAUUGACGUCUUUUCCAUUGGCAGCCUUCCCUACCAGCUUUGCCAUGGCACCGGCUCGACCACGAACCCGUCAGUAGGCAUUGCAGAUGCAUUGCCAUUGCUGUUAACUUCGGUCACCGAGAACAGGCUGACGUUGGAUGAUAUCAAGACGCGCCUGUAUGACAACCCUAAGCAGAUCUUCGAGCUUCACGAACAGGUUGGGACAUCUGUAGAGGUGGAAAUUGACAGGCCAUACACUGUGCCGUCAACGUCACUUUGGUCACCGUUUGUGGGGAAAACAAUGCGCGGAGCUGUUCAGAGAGUUACCUUCGGCGACAAGACGGUUUGCCUUGACGGAGAAAUGCUCCCCAUUCCUCCUCUGGGCAAGGACAUGUCAACCCAUGGUAGCAUGCCGGUGCCGAUGUCACCACCCAUGAGGCCUCUGCAGCAAUCCAUUAGCUACACGCCUGACAGCCCCGGGGGCAGACAUCAAUCUAUGUUUGGCGCACCAAGACCUCUAACCCAACCACGAGCUCUGGAAUCGGCAAUGGGAGAUGGUCUUGGCCUAGGGUUCCCCACGCAGAACCGAGCCGUCGACUCGCUCAGAGAGCUUCUGUCACAACCAUCCUCUUUCAAGGGUUCUCAUGUUCUCUCCGUGGCCCAAUACUCCCGUUCUGAUCUCCACCUCCUAUUUACCGUGGCUCAAGAAAUGCGACUGGGCGUGCAACGGGAAGGCGUUCUGAACACCCUCCGAGGCCGCGUGCUUACUACUAUGUUCUACGAGCCAUCUACACGCACUUCGGCCUCUUUCGAUGCGGCCAUGCAGCGCCUUGGCGGUAGGACCGUUGCUAUCAGCACGUCGACAUCUUCAGUACAGAAAGGCGAAACUUUGCAGGAUACGCUGAGGACCCUGGGUUGCUAUGGUGAUGCCAUCGUCCUCCGUCAUCCCGAAGAGAAGUCUGUUGAUAUCGCAAAGAAGUACAGUCCUGUACCUGUGAUUAACGGCGGCAACGGCAGCAAGGAGCACCCGACUCAGGCGUUCCUGGAUUUGUUCACGAUCCGCGAAGAGCUCGGUACGGUCCAAGGCCUGACCAUCACGUUUGUUGGUGACCUUCUCUAUGGCCGUCCUGUCCAUUCUCUGGUGUACCUCCUGCAGCACUACCAGGUGCAAGUGCAACUCGUAUGCCCCAAGUCGCUCGGACUUCCUUCCAAGGUGCGUGAACAGCUGAAAGCAUCGGGCCAGCUUCUUUGUGAGUCGGAGACUCUUACCAAGGAGAUUCUGGCGGCGAGCGACGUGUUGUACUGCACCCGGGUUCAGAAGGAGAGAUUUCCUAGCGUGGAAGAGUACGAGAGGGUGAAGGGGGCGUACCGCAUUGACAACAGCACGUUGAAGCAUGCGAAGAGCAGCAUGGUGGUGUUGCAUCCUCUUCCGCGGAACGAGGAGGUGGCUGAAGAGGUGGACUUCGACCAGCGUGCUGCGUACUUCCGACAGAUGCGAUAUGGUCUAUACUGCCGCAUGGCACUGCUGGCUUUGGUCAUGUCUGCUUAGAAUGAUUUGUGUGGAAGUAUUUCUCAUAGUUUUUUUCUUCUUUUUUGGGGGUGGGAAAAAACUGGAUGUGAUGAUCAGAUUGUGGUCGUGAUGUGGGUGAAAAGUAUGGAUAUUUAUAUAUAAAUGCGUAGUUGGGUUAUCUGGCUUAGCACGACUGGUUGAGGUAGAAAGGCAAAAGUGUAUUAGAAGUCGUAAGGCCCAGGCCGUUCAUGAGUGCAUUUGGAUGAUUAAACGUAUAGGUUGGGAAAUGGGCGUUACGUGUACAUACAUGUAUUAUAUGUGUUGUAUAUCUGUAUAUAGUUUGUGUGUAUAGUUGAUAUAUGUAUAUAGCUGCUGUGUGACGUGUAUGUAUUGAAUACAAUGUUGAGUGGGGCAUCCUUCCUACGUGGUGAAACAAUCAAAAACAAUCAAGUUAGGGCC
Messenger RNA from Pseudomassariella vexata, 6972 nucleotides. RefSeq lists its product as uncharacterized. Gene Ontology annotation, molecular function: metal ion binding; aspartate carbamoyltransferase activity; ATP binding. Bases 241 to 6552 code for a protein of 2103 amino acids. Gene Ontology annotation, cellular component: carbamoyl-phosphate synthase complex; cytoplasm. Lineage: Eukaryota; Fungi; Ascomycota; Sordariomycetes; Amphisphaeriales; Pseudomassariaceae. The transcript has 14 exons. Gene Ontology annotation, biological process: L-glutamine metabolic process; 'de novo' pyrimidine nucleobase biosynthetic process; L-arginine biosynthetic process. The record is from RefSeq and is a predicted model, not a curated record.